This is a messenger RNA of Caenorhabditis remanei, 477 nucleotides long. RefSeq lists its product as uncharacterized. The record is from RefSeq and is a predicted model, not a curated record. The transcript has 2 exons. Lineage: Eukaryota; Metazoa; Nematoda; Chromadorea; Rhabditida; Rhabditidae. The coding region runs from base 1 to 477 and encodes 158 amino acids.
AUGCAUCUUCCUAUUCUUCUUUUCCCGUUCCUCGGAAUGGUGGUUUCAGGGGAAGUGGAGAAAUCUGCGAUGGAAAUUGUCAAUGAUCAGGUGACAAAAUUCUUGAAUGCAGUGAGCUCGAAGAAGAAAGAUGUCAUCCUUCAACUAUUCAAUACCACUGCUGAUGACCAGAAGAAUGUGGAGCAAUUCAUAGAAAAGUUCCAAGGACUUCCGAUUACUGUCCAAUCUGCGAUGUUCAACAAUAACGGAGCAAUUGAAUCCAAUGUUUUAAUUGCUGAGAAGAUUCCAGGCAAGGUGGUCAUGGCAAAGAGCCCUGCCAGCCCAACUGGAUGGAUGAUUACUCAACUCGGAGCUCCAAAACCAGUAACGGAUGGGAAAAAGAAUUGGGAGUUUUCGAUGUGCUGGGUUGGCCUGUUGUGGUGUGCGAUUGAGUGUUUGGUUGAUUGGGGUGUGAUUAGGGUUGUGAUAUAUGAUUAA